Messenger RNA from Malassezia globosa CBS 7966, 2505 nucleotides. RefSeq lists its product as uncharacterized. Bases 1 to 2505 code for a protein of 834 amino acids. NCBI's taxonomy places the organism in Eukaryota, Fungi, Basidiomycota, Malasseziomycetes, Malasseziales, Malasseziaceae. The record is from RefSeq and is a predicted model, not a curated record. Gene Ontology annotation, biological process: (1->6)-beta-D-glucan biosynthetic process; fungal-type cell wall organization. Gene Ontology annotation, molecular function: glucosidase activity. Gene Ontology annotation, cellular component: endoplasmic reticulum membrane; plasma membrane. The transcript has a single exon.
AUGUCGACAGGCGAUCCUUCAAGGGAAGCAAUUGUACAUAUUGAUUCUAAUGGCGAUGGACAGCCCGAAAGCUAUGCGUUACCGCCGGCUAUACACCUUAACCCAGAAGGUGCUAUAGAACGUCAGAAUUUGUUACCUUCGACAACGAACUAUGGUUCUGCAUAUACGAAUGAAUUACAGACAACAUCCUUUUCAUCGCCUGCCAAUUAUGGUUCUGAAAAUGGGCGAGGUUCUCCGACAUAUUCAAUUCCGCCACCCGUGAAAUAUGGUCCCGAAAAUGAGGAAGUGUCACGAACCAAUUCCUUCUCGCAACCUGCCAACAUUGGAUCCAAAGGCGUCGACGAGACAGUGAGGUACUCAUCCCCGGCAUUCGGACACGCCGAGCUGGAAGACAUCAAAGAGUCUGAAAACUAUUCUCUCCCACCGCAUGCAAACCAUGGAUUUGAAAACGGCCGGGGAAGUGAUGUCCUUUCACUACCCCCACCCGCUCCAUUCAGUGACCGGAGCGCACAAGCGGGUUCGAUGGGAUACGAAGGGGUGUCAAGUCAAAUUCCUGGAAGGUCUAGUCCACAAACACCUGUUUCGUUACGGCGUCCACAAUCUACAGCUGAGCAGAGCACCGGGUCAGAGCCACAGGCCAACACAGUACCCUAUGGGUGGAUGUCUGGCAUCGAUGAACACAAUAAUGAUGACGACCUUCAUGAUCCUGCGAAACCAAUGCGAGGCUCAUUCGAGCCAACUCGCGCAGUAGUAAACGUGGGCACGUUGAUUUUGCUGGUAUUAUGUUUACUCAUGUUGUUUGCAGGUUACCCUAUCCUUCACUAUUACACUGAAGACAAGAAUGAUGAUGACCGUCUCAAGUCGUUCAAACAAAUCUUUGACGGUGAAAACGUGUACCCAAGCAACGCACCGUUCCUGCGCAUGAAUGACUCGAAAUUGCAGAACAAUUUUGAUCCAAGUAAAGUUAUGUUCAUUGACCCCGACACCCCCAAAGAGGCAUACACCAUGAAAAGUACUUUUACUGGAAUGGAUGGAAAGGAGUUCAAACUUGUUUUUUCGGACGAGUUCAACACAGAUGGUCGUAGCUUCUACCCUGGUGAAGAUCCGUUCUGGGAGGCAGUCGACUUGCAUUAUUGGGCCACCAACAAUUACGAAUGGUAUGAUCCAGCUGCAAUUUAUACGAGCAAUGGCUCUUUGCGAAUUCGCCUGGAACAGCAUCCUGAACAUAACCUCAACUUCCGGGCUGGCAUGCUACAAUCAUGGAAUAAAUUCUGUUUUCGAAAUGGCAUUUUGAUUGGAAGAAUCCAGCUUCCUGGCUAUCCAAAAGUUGCUGGACUUUGGCCCGCAUUCUGGAUUAUGGGCAACCUGGGUCGUGCAGGCUAUGGUGCAACUCUGCAAGGCACGUGGCCGUACUCGUACGAUCAAUGUGAUGUUGGCACCGUGAUGAACCAGACACUUUGGAAUGCAACAUAUCCUGAUGGAUUUCCGGAAGGAACCACUGACUUGGGUGGUGCAACCGUGUUUAACCAAAAGCACAACACACGUGCACUAUCUUUCUUGCCCGGUCAGAAAUUAUCGCGUUGCACUUGCCCAGGUGAAGAUCACCCCGGUCCAUUCAAAGAUGGGCAGUUCACUGGCCGAGCUGCGCCAGAAAUUGACGUUUUUGAAGCACAGGUGGGCUAUUUCGACCACACAGAUAUAAAAGGUAUGACUGUUUCACAGUCGUGUCAGAUGGCACCAUACAACUGGCAAUAUGAUAUUACCAAGUACAAUGAAAGUGACGCUGUUCAUCUCUUUGCGAAGUACAGUUUACUUAAUUCUUACAACGGUGAAAUUACGCAGCAAUCUCUUAGUGGCGUGAGCCCGGCUAGCCAAGAAGCGAUUCAAUAUUCUGCUAAUACCAAAGAUACCGAAAAUGAUACUGCAUUCGCCGAAUAUGCUUUGGAAUACAGGGGCGGUCCAUAUGGCUACGUAUCUUGGCUUUCCAAUGGCGCGAAAGCUUGGGAAAUUUACAAGGAUGCACUUGUUGCUGAUAAGAAGUCCCAAGUCGGUAAUCGCCAAUUUCCGAGGGAGCCCAUGUACGUUUUGCUCAACUUGGGAAUAUCCCGGAACUUCGGUGAUUUUGAGUGGGAUGACGUGAUACCUGGUUUUCCUUUUGAAAUGGCCGUCGACUGGGUUCGAAUUUAUCAGGACCCUGACGACCCGGAAUCUGAUAUCGGUUGCAGUCCUGACGAUAUGCCUACAGCUGAGUAUAUCAAUCGCCACAUGGAAGCUUAUACCAAUCCUAAUCUAACGGUCUGGGGCGGUUCGCGUGAUGAGGGUGGGUAUGGAGCGUAUUGGCCGAAAAACCGUUUGUACAAUGAUGGCAAUGGUUGUAAAACGGAUAGGUCAAAGGAACCCGGUGAUCCCAACCCUAGCUAUCGAAGGAGAGCUCCUUACGUCCCCUCCUCCUCUGUUAUUGCUGGUCCUGGUGCACAAACAACUUAUCCCCCUAAACGCUCAUAG